Molecule: messenger RNA, 2674 nt
Organism: Nymphaea colorata (pocket water lily)
Lineage: Eukaryota; Viridiplantae; Streptophyta; Magnoliopsida; Nymphaeales; Nymphaeaceae
Product: cytochrome P450 77A4
Exons: 1
Coding region: 822-2384 (520 amino acids)
Cellular component (GO): membrane
Molecular function (GO): heme binding; oxidoreductase activity, acting on paired donors, with incorporation or reduction of molecular oxygen, NAD(P)H as one donor, and incorporation of one atom of oxygen; iron ion binding
Source: RefSeq, a predicted model, not a curated record
UUGGGGUAUAUGGGUGCACCGGUGCAUGGCAAUGCGACGGUUACAGAUCUACUCGUCCAUCUUUACAUUGAUCUAUAUGAAUCCCCAAAACUUAAGGAAGGGAAAUACAAUAUCUCUAGAUCCAUCUUCUCUUGGGAUGCGAUGGCAAUUUUAAACUGGAACUUUGUCCCAGUUUUCACCACAUAUUUGGCUUGAACUUAGUCGGAUGGACGGAGAUUGGCCCUCAAGUGCAAAGGCAGAAGAGAGCUUGAGUGCAAAACCCACCCGUUGAGCAGGAAUGAAAGUCGGUCUUAGUGAUCCGACUGUGCCGAGUGGAAGGGUCAUUGCUUAAUGGACAAAAGUUAUUCUAAGGAUAACAGGCUGAUCUUUAGCAAAAGUUCACAUCAAGAGAAAGGUUUGGCACCUCCUUGUUCGCCCUCGGCCCUUUCCUCCUGGACAUUUACUAGCUUGUCUAAGUCUACCGGUCCUGCCAUUGGCCUCCUGUGACGGUUCUCUCUGAAAUUGAUGACUUCCGUCAUAAAAGCACGGGCAAGAACCCAUCUGCAUGAUGAUGGCCGUCGAUCAUAAGGAGCCAACGGUGUGGAUGUAGAGAUCAAGUCGCCGUUGGUUUUAGCAGAUCCACCUGAUAGCAUGCUGCACCACCAUCCCCACAGCUUCCUCUCACCUUCAUUAAGAUCCCCACCUGACUUCUCUUCCUCCCUUGUUUGAACCCUCCUGAAAAUUAACGUCCUCUGCACCCACCUGCCUCACGAACCAUACUUAUAAGAACUCCCCUUGCUCCACUGCGGUAGAGAAACUAGCAGAAGUUUUCUUCCUCUGUCAUGGCGGUCAUUGUUGACCUGUCUCUCACCACACUCGCUUCCUUUCUUCUGCUUCUCUCCACCACCGUGUUUAUGGUUCUGCAACGGCUGUCUCACAGGAGGCAGCCGAGGCUUCCACCGGGGCCUACCGGAUGGCCGGUGGUCGGCAACCUGCUGCAGAUAGCCCGGGCCGGCCGGCCGUUCAUGGACACUGUGAAGGAGCUGCACCGGUUGUACGGCCCAAUCUUCACCCUCCGAAUGGGCAGCCGCACCCUGGUGGUGGUCUGCUCCGCAAAGCUCGCCCAUGAGGCCCUCAUCCAGAAGGGCCAGUCAUUCGCCAGCCGUCCCCGCGAGUACCCCACCAAGUCUGUCUUCAGCUGCAACAAGUUCACCGUCAACUCCGCCCUCUACGGGCCCGUCUGGCGCUCCCUCCGCCGGAACCUCGUUUCCGAGAUGCUCUCCCCCAGCCGCGUCAAGGAGUUCCGUCCCGUCCGCAACAGGUCCCUCGACCAGCUGGUCGACCGCCUCCGUCGUCAGGCCGCUGGGAACCCCGACUCACUCGUCUCCGUCCUCGCCAACGCCCGGUUCACCGUCUUCUGCAUCCUCCUUUCCAUGUGCUUCGGCCUCGAUCUCCCCGAGUCCGACAUCGUCCGCGUCGAUGACGUGCUCAAGCGAGUCCUCUUCGCGAUUGAGCCGCGGCUCGACGACUUCAUGCCGCUGCUCCGGCCCUUCUUCGCCGCACGCCGGAGGGAGGCCAUGAAGGUCAGGCGCGAGCAGCUUGCUGUCAUCCUCCCCAUGGUUCAAAAGCGUCGGCAGAUACACGCCGAAAAGUCAUCAUCUUUGUCGCCAGAGAAGCGGAACGUCGUUGCCUACGUGGAUACGCUGUUCGAGUUGCAGGUCGAGGGACGGAAGGAAGCGCCGAAUGACGAACAGCUCGUCACUCUGUGCUCCGAGUUCGUCAACGGCGGGACGGACACCACGGCAGCGGCCGUGGAGUGGGCGGUGAUCCACCUCGUGGCAGACCAGAAAGUGCAGGAGAAGGUGGCGGAGGACGUCUUCAGAGCAACGGGCGGAGGAAAGAGGGCGGUGGUGGAGGAGGACGUGGAAAAGAUGGACUACCUGAACGCCUUCGUGAAGGAAGUACUAAGGAAGCACCCACCUACGUACUUCCUGCUCACGCAUGCAGUAACGGAGGCCGCCACCCUCGGCGGCUACGACAUUCCGCCCGACGUCUCCGUCGAGUUUUACAGUCCGGCCGUGUCCGAGGACCCGAAGUUGUGGCGGUCGCCGGAGAAGUUCAUGCCGGAGAGGUUCCUGGGUGAGGAGGGCGCAGACAUGACUGGGGUGAAGGAAGUCAAGAUGAUGCCUUUUGGAGCGGGAAGGAGGAUAUGCCCAGGGCUAAGCCUUGGGACGCUGCACAUCAGCCUGUUGGUGGCGAGGAUGGUGCAGGAGUUCCAAUGGCUGCCUCCUCCUGGGUGCAACGAGGUGGAUAUGGCGGAGAAGUAUGCGUUCACUGUGGUGGCAAAGAACCCACUUCGGGCUGUGAUCAAGCCCAGAAGGGGAGGAGCAGAUUUGGUCUGGUGAUGGCUCGUGAGUCAAUGGGUUGAGUAUGUCUAAGAGAUGCCUGAACAAGUUUAGUACUUGGGAAGUGAUGGAAGAAACUAAAAUGUGAGAUUGUUUGUGGCAGUGUGCUUUUUUAGUUCUUGAGCCUUUUCUUUUUGCUGCUUUUUUUUGGGUCGCUUUGGUUCUGAUCUCACUGCUAAAUGAGAGAUUUGGAUGUUAACGCUGGUAAUUAUGAAACUUAGGCUUGUCUACAUUUUGCUUUAGUACAAGUGAAAUAGUAAAUAUAUAAUAAGAGAAAAUUAGUAUCUUGA